AUGAAGCAAAAGGAGAAGAUGAUGAUCGUGAUUACAUUUGACAAUGAGGAAGAGCAAUCAUUUGAGUCUACCAUGGAGGUAAAAGAGAAGAGGCAAGAAUUCUUUGACGUGAUGGAUUAUUACAACGAGAUGGUGAGUCAAGUAGAGAAGCCACAAGAUAUUCGAAAUUUCAUACAAGCAACACAACAUCAAAAUCAAAUUACGAGGAGAAGGAAAGUGCUUUUGUUGAUGUGCCAGUCUUGGAUGCACUUGAAUUUGAGCAAUACCAUGGGGAACAAGAAUCCGAUCGAGGAGAUGAAGCUAUGA
This is a messenger RNA of Linum trigynum, 306 nucleotides long. The record is from the annotation of a GenBank genome assembly. Lineage: Eukaryota; Viridiplantae; Streptophyta; Magnoliopsida; Malpighiales; Linaceae.